Saccostrea cuccullata (small rock oyster) is the source of this 794-nucleotide messenger RNA. RefSeq lists its product as uncharacterized. The record is from RefSeq and is a predicted model, not a curated record. The coding region runs from base 312 to 794 and encodes 160 amino acids. Lineage: Eukaryota; Metazoa; Mollusca; Bivalvia; Ostreida; Ostreidae. The transcript has 3 exons.
GUUUUGUUUACUUCCAGUACGACUUUGUAAGGAAACGCAUGCGAAAGGAACUUUCUAUAUACUAACCACCUGUUUAAAGGUGGAACAGAUGUCUUUUUUACACCUUUAAGAUUCAAAAAGGGAUCCACUGUCCAGAGGAUUCACUUAUAAACGUAACAAAGGCAAUCAAACUCCUCCAGCUCCUACAUAUGUCCAAGCUACUACAUCUCUAUUACCAACACCUAUAAGGAUAUACACCCUCAUAGGUCUAGCACUAAUAUACAUCACCAAUCACCCUGUACAAAUUAGACUGUGAAUCUAAUAAGACAGUAAUGGAAUGGUGCUCAGCUGAAACAAACUCUAGUAUGUUUGACAUUUCUGAGCUGAAAAUCAAUGCUUUCUUAAAACCUGUCAGAGUAAACGUCGGGAUUGAACAUGAACAACUGGAUGAUGUUCAGAGUCAGGUGAACAACAUCUUGAACUUCUUAAAUAGUGAAGAAGAGGUCAAUAAUGACACAAGUGCGGAGUAUGAACCUACCACUGUCAUACAUGAAAAAGAAUUGGAUGUAAAUCAACAGCAAAAUGGCCCUCAAGAAAUGCAGAUAGAUUCUGACAGAGAUGAUGAAUCAGAGGGAUUUGAAGAGACGGAAGAUUUUACUGAAGAGAAGCAAGAUGUUCCUCAGAAAGAGAAGGAAAGUUUUGGAAGCCUUAUAUCAAAGAAAAGAGUGCCAAUGAUAAAGCUGCCAAGAAUUUCAAAGGAAAAGUUGCUAGAGGAGUAUGAAAGGAGUAUUUUAAAGAUAUAUAUGCCGUUUUAA